AUGUUACAAAACAUGGAACUUAACUUUUCAUCUCAAGUAGAGAACUUGCAGCUCCAAAUAGGGGAUCUGGAGAAAGAGCUGGGAGUGUUAAUGGAAAAAUUUAAUGCUGAUGAAACAAUGCAAGAGUCAUCAUUACAGGAUCUCUCAGGCUUGACUGAACUAUACAACAAGAUACAAACAUUACAAAUUGAGAUGGACAAUGUGACCACCACAACAACACAGCUUAUGGAUGACCGUGAAGAACGACAAAUGCACAUUAACGCAUUGCUGGAGCAAAUAGAGCUUCUAAAGACAGUGAAAGCAGACAAAGAAGAUCUGGAAGAUGCACUUGCUGAGAAGGCAGAUCAUGCUGCUGUGAACAGGAAGGUUUCACAUGAUCAGUUUGAUGCUGCGUGUAAUGAUCUUGCAAGUGGACUUGAAGAUGCACUUUUUAAACUAAAUGAGCAGAAAAAAUUGUGGGAGGAAGCUUUGAAUGAUGUGCAACAUGAAAUAGAGAAUAAACUUGACAGAACUGAAAUUUCAUCUCUUGUUGACUUUGUGAAUUCAAAACUGAAGAACCUUCAUGAAAGACUACAAGCUUUGGCAGCAAUUCGAAAAGAUAUUGAAGCUGCAGGCAUCAAGAGGAAAAUCCUCAGGGAUGUGAAAUGCAUAUCAUGCGAUAAAGAUGUAGUGAUGAAAAUAGAUAAUGAACCACCCUCAUCUCCAACUAAGGGGGCUAUGCCACCUUCAAGAAGUGUUCGUCCAUAUCUUACAUACGAACUUGAUAUGGUACGAAAGCAACAAAGGAGACAGCCACACAUCUGCAACCGCUACUGCGGAGGCAGCCACACGGUGACGACGGCCCAGCAGCGCGUGUCUCGGGUGGGUCACUUCCUGGAGCAGUGGGGGCCUGAGGCGAUCCAGCUGCUGGAGGGUGGCGUCAAAGGCACGGACGGCCGCAUGUACAAGGCGCGCGGCAAGGUGGGCUCCCCGCUGGCCAGCCCGAGGAUGGUGUCGGUCACGACGUCGCCCAUGAAGUUCCCCGAGGAGGGACUGCAGCUGCCUGUCGGGGACGCAGCCGCCGCCGCCCACGCCUCUCUGGAGGAGAUAGUACUGCAGGCGGUGACGCUCGAGGCCGAGGCGGUGGCGGUGGCGGGGGCGGAGGCGAAGCAGGUGGCGGCAGCCCCAGCGCAGGAGGUGCCGGAGGCUGCGCACGAGAUGGGAGAUGACACCUCUGGUACGCAAAUGGCACAAGAGAUGGUACACGAACUGAUUCGCGGAGGGUAUCCAUCAGUGGUAAUGGAAGAAGAAGAGUCCGCAGCUGAAGCGGCUCCUACGGAAGAAAGUGCACCGUCUGAAGAAGUAGCGCCGUCAGAGGGAGAAGCAGCAGGUACAGAGGAGCCUGAGGCCGCAGAAGAACCCCCGGCAGGGGAAGAACCUCCGGCCACAGAAGAAGAAUCUUCGCCUGCAGAAGAACCUGCACCAGCUGAGCCUGAAGGCGAAGCUGCACCUGCGGAGGAGUCUUAA
This is a messenger RNA of Schistocerca serialis cubense, 1506 nucleotides long. Its product is annotated as glutamine-rich protein 2-like. The record is from RefSeq and is a predicted model, not a curated record. Bases 1 to 1506 code for a protein of 501 amino acids. The transcript is spliced from 7 exons. Lineage: Eukaryota; Metazoa; Arthropoda; Insecta; Orthoptera; Acrididae.